AUGACUAUUGCAUUGCUGGGUUUUGCCAUUUUCUUGCUCCAUUGUGUGACCUGUGAGAAGCCCCUAGAAGGGAUCACUUCCUCCACAGCUUGGCAUUUCACACACUCUCUUUACAACACCACCAUCUAUGAAAACUCUGCUCCCAAGACCUAUGUGGAGAGCUCUGUGAAAAUGGGCAUCUACCUCGUGGAGCCCCAGUGGACAGUGAGGUACCGGAUCAUCUCUGGGGAUGUGGCCAAUGUAUUUAAAGCAGAGGAGUAUGUGGUGGGCAACUUCUGCUUUCUGAGAAUAAGGACAAAGAACAGCAACAUAGCUCUUCUAAACAGGGAGGUGCAAGAUACUUACACCCUCAUCAUCCAAGCCACAGAGAAGACUUUGGAGUUUGAAGCUUUGACCCGUGUGGUAGUCCACAUCCUGGACCAGAAUGACCUGAAGCCCCUCUUCUCCCCACCUUCAUACAGAGUCACCAUCUCUGAGGACAUGCCCCUCAAGAGCCCCAUUUGCAAAGUGACUGCCACGGAUGCCGAUCUGGGCCAGAACGCUGAGUUCUAUUAUGCCUUUAACCCAAGGUCAGAGAUGUUUGCCAUCCAUCCCACCAGCGGUGUGGUCACUGUGGCUGGGAAGCUCAAUGUCACCUGGAGAGGGAAGUAUGAGCUCCAGGUGCUGGCUGUGGACCGCAUGCGAAAAAUCUCCGAGGGCAACGGGUUUGGCAACUUGGCAUCACUCAUCAUCCAUGUGGAGCCUACACCCAGGAAGCCCCCAGCCAUUGCCUCAGUGGUGGUGACCUCACCAGAUGGCAUUGAGGAUACCACCUACGCCACUGUCGUGGUAGAUGCAAACAGCUCGGGAGUGGAAGUGGACUUGGUGGAAGUUGUUGGUGGAGACCCUGGAAAGCACUUCAAAGCCGUCAAAUCUUAUGCCCAGAGCAAUGAGUUCAGUCUGGUGUCCGUCAAAGACAUCAACUGGAUGGAGCACCUUCAUGGAUUCAACCUCAGUCUCCAGGCCAGGAGUGGGAGCAGACCUUCAUUUCAUUCCCAGAUUAGGGGCUUUCACCUACCCCCUUCCAAACUGGGCUUGCUCAAAUUCGAGAAGGCUGCUUACAGAGUGCAGCUUAGUGAGCAUUCCCCUCCCGGCAGCCGCGUGGUGAGGGUGAAAGUAACCCCCACCUUCCCCAACCUGAAGUAUGUUCUAAAGCCAUCCUCAGAGAGUGCAGGCUUUAAACUUAAUGCUCGCACUGGGUUGAUCACCACCACGAAGCUCAUAGACUUCUGUGACGGAGCCCACUAUCAGCUGCACAUCGGAACCUCGCCCAGCUUGGCCUCCACCACGGUGGUCAUCGAAGUCAUGGACUGUAACAACCAUGCUCCCAUCUUCAGCAGAUCUUCCUACGAUGGCACCUUGGAUGAGAACAUCCCUCCAGGCACCAGUGUUUUGACUGUUACUGCCACAGACCAGGAUCAUGGGGAGAAUGGAUAUGUCACCUAUUCCAUCGCUGGUCCAAAAUCUGUACCGUUCUCUAUUGACCCUGACCUGGGGAUAAUCUCCACCUCCAAACCCAUGGACUAUGAGCUCAUGAAAAGAAUUUAUACUUUCCAGGUACGGGCAUCAGAUUGGGGAUCUCCUUUUCGCCAGGAGAAGGAAGUAUCCAUUUCUCUUAGGCUCAAGAACUUGAAUGACAACCAGCCUAUGUUUGAGGAAGUCAACUGCACUGGGUCUAUCCACCAAGACUGGCCAGUAGGGAAAUCAGUAAUGACUGUGUCAGCCAUAGAUGUGGAUGAGCUUCAGAACCUAAAAUAUGAGAUUGUAUCAGGCAAUGAACUAGAUUAUUUUGAUCUAAAUCAUUUCUCUGGAGUGAUAUCCCUCAAACGCUCUUUUAUUAAUCUUACCGCUGGUCAACCCACUAGCUAUUCCCUGAAAAUAACAGCCUCUGAUGGCAAAAACUAUGCCUCACCCACAACUUUGAAUGUCACUGUGGUGAAGGACCCUCGUUUUGAGGUCCCUAUAUCGUGUGAUAAAACAGGGGUAUUGACACAAUUCACAAAGACUAUCCUCCACUCUGUUGGGCUUCAGAACCAGGAGUCCAGUGAUGAGGAAUUCACUUCUUUAAGCACAUUUCAGAUCAAUCGUCACACCCCCCAGUUUGAGGACCACUUCCCCCAAUCCAUUGACGUUCCUGAGAAUGUUCCUAUUAACACCCCCUUGGCCCGACUGGCAGCCACUGACCCCGAUGCUGGCUUUAAUGGAAAACUGGUCUAUGUGGUUGCAGAUGGCAAUGAGGAGGGCUGCUUUGACAUUGAGCUGGAGACAGGACUGCUCACCAUAGCUGCUCCUUUGGACUAUGAAGCCACCAGUUUCUACAUCCUCAAUGUAACAGUGUAUGACCUGGGCACUCCCCAAAAGUCCUCCUGGAAGCUUCUGACAGUGAAUGUGAAGGACUGGAAUGACAAUGCACCCAGAUUUCCUCCUGGUGGGUACCAGUUAACCAUCUCAGAGGACACAGAAGUUGGAACCACAAUUGCAGAGCUGAAAACAACAGAUGCUGACUCAGAGGACAAUGGGAAGGUUCGCUAUACCCUGCUAAGCCCCACAGAGAAGUUCUCCCUCCACCCCCUCACUGGGGAAUUGGUUGUCACAGGACACCUGGAUCGGGAAUCAAAACCUCAGUAUAUACUUAAGGUGGAGGCCAGGGAUCAGCCCAGGAAGGGCCACCAGCUCUUCUCUGUCACUGACCUGAUAGUCACAUUGAAAGAUGCCAAUGACAACUCUCCCCAGUGCAUCACAGAACUCAGCAGCCUAAAGGUCCCAGAGGACCUGCCCACAGGGACCAUCCUGACCUUUCUGGAUGCCUCUGAUCCUGACCUCGGCCCUGCAGGUGAAGUGCGAUAUGUCCUGCUGGAUGAUGCCCAUGGGACCUUCCGGGUGGACCUGAUGACGGGGGCUCUCAGUCUGGAGAGAGAGCUGGAUUUUGAGAGGCAUUCUGGGUACAAUCUGAGCCUGUGGGCCAGUGACAGUGGGAGGCCCCUGGCCCACAGAACCCUCUGCCACAUGGAGGUGAUAGUCCUGGAUGUGAAUGAGAAUCUCCACCCUCCCCACUUUGCCUCCUUUGUGCACCAGGGCCAGGUGCAGGAGAACAGCCCCUCGGGAACUCAGGUGAUGGUAGUGGCUGCCCAUGACUAUGACAGUGGCUUGGAUGGGGAGCUCCAGUACUUCCUGAGGGCUGGCACUGGCCUUGCAGCCUUCAGCAUCAACCAAGACACAGGAAUGAUUCAGACUCUGGCGCCCCUGGACCGAGAAUUUGCCUCCUACUACUGGUUGACGGUACUGGCAGUGGACAGGGGUUCCGUACCCCUCUCUUCUCUAACUGAAGUCUACAUCGAAGUUACGGAUGUCAAUGACAACCCACCCCGGAUGUCCAGACCUGUGUUCUACCCCUCCAUCCAGGAGGAUGCGCCCUUGGGUGCCUCUGUGCUUCAGCUGGAUGCCUGGGACCCAGAUUCCAGCUCCGAGGGGAAGCUGACCUUCAACAUCACCAGUGGGAACCACAUGGGAUUCUUCAUUAUUCACCCUCUCACAGGUCUUCUAUCCACAGCCUGGCAGCUGGACCGAGAGAGCAAGGAAGAACACAUCCUAGAGGUGACUGUGUUGGACAAUGGGGAGCCGUCCCUAAAGUCCAGCUCCAGGGUGGUGGUACGCAUCUUGGAUGUCAACGACAACCCACCUGUGUUCUCCCACAAGCUCUUCAAUGUUCGCCUUCCUGAGAGGCUGAGUCCGGUGUCUGUUGGGCCUGUGUACAGGCUGGUGGCUUCAGACCAGGAUGAGGGUCUCAAUGGCAGGGUCUCCUACAGUAUUGAGGAGAGUGAUGAGGAGGGCUUCAGUAUUGACCCUGUCACGGGCGUGGUAUCUUCUAGCAGCACCUUCACAGCCGGAGAGUACAACAUCCUAACAGUCAAGGCAACAGACAGUGGGCAGCCACCGCUCUCAGCCAGUGUCCGGCUACACAUUGAAUGGAUCCCCCAGCCCCGGCCGUCUUCCAUACCACUGGCCUUUGAUGAGACCCACUACAGCUUUACAGUCAUGGAGACAGACCCCGUGAACCACAUGGUGGGAGUCAUCAGUGUAGAGGGCCGGCCUGGCCUCUUCUGGUUCAAUAUCUCAGGUGGAGACAAGGACAUGGACUUUGACAUCGAGAAGACCACUGGCAGCAUCGCCAUUGCCAGGUCUCUCGAUACAAGGAGGAGGUCAGGCUAUAACCUGACCGUGGAGGUGACUGAUGGAUCCCACACCAUUGCCACCCAGGUCUACAUCUUCAUGAUUGCCAAUGUUAACCACCAUCGGCCCCAGUUUCUGGAGGCUCAUUAUGAGGUCAGAGUUCCCCAGGACACACUGCCCGGGGUCGAGCUCCUCCAAGUCCAGGCCAUGGAUCAAGACAGGGGCAAAGGCCUCAUCUACACCAUACAUGGCAGCCAAGACCCAGGAAGUGCCAGCCUCUUCCAGCUGGACCCGAGCAGUGGUGUCCUGGUAACUGUGGGAAAACUGGACCUAGGCUCAGGGCCCUCCCAACACACACUGACAGUUAUGGUUCGAGACCAGGAGAUGCCCAUCAAGAGGAACUUCGUGUGGGUGACCAUUUACGUGGAGGAUGGAAACCUUCACCCACCCCAUUUCACCCAGCUCCACUAUGAGACAAGUGUUCCUGACACCACAGCCCCCGGCACGGAGCUACUACAGGUCCGAGCUGUGGAUGCUGACCGGGGGGCCAACGCUGAGGUCCAUUACUCUUUCCUGAAAGGGAACAGUGAGGGUUUCUUCAACAUCAAUGCCCUACUAGGCAUCAUCACUCUAGCCCAGAAAUUUGAUCAGGGAAAUCAUGCCCGGCAUACUCUGACAGUGAGGGCAGAAGAUCAAGGAUCCCCACAGGGGCAUGACCUGGCUACAGUGAUCAUUCAUGUCCAUGCUUCAGAGAGCAGUGCCCCCAUCUUUUCAAAAACUGAGUACUUUGUAGAGAUCCCUGAAUCAAUCCCUGUUGGUUCCCCGGUCCUCCUUGUCUCUGCUACAAGCUCCUCUGAAGUUACCUAUGAAUUAAGAGAGGGAAACAAGGAUGGUGUAUUCUCUAUGAACUCAUAUUCUGGCCUCAUUUCCACCCAGAAGAACCUGGACCAUGAGAAAAUCUCAUCUUACCAGAUGAAAAUCCGAGGCAGCAAUAUGGCGGGCGCAUUUACUGAUGUCAUGGUGCUUGUUUACAUAAUUGAUGAAAACGACAAUGCUCCCAUGUUCUUAAAGUCAACUUUUGUGGGCCAAAUUAGUGAAGCAGCUCCUUUGUACAGCAUGAUCAUGGAUAAUAACAACAACCCCUUUGUGAUUCAUGCCUCUGACAGUGACAAAGAAGCUAAUUCCUUGUUGGUCUAUAAAAUUUUGGAGCCAGAGGCCUUGAAGUUUUUCACAAUUGAUCCCAGCAUGGGAACCCUAACCAUCGUAUCAGAGAUGGAUUAUGAGAGCAUUCCUUCUUUCCAAUUCAGUGUCUAUGUCCAUGACCAAGGAAGCCCCAUCUUAUUUGCACCUAGGCCUGCACGGGUCAUCAUCAAUGUCAGAGAUGUGAAUGACUCUCCUCCGAGGUUCUCAGACAAGAUAUACGAGGUAGCAGUAGUGGGGCCCAUCCAUCUGGGUAUGGAGCUGCUCGUGGUGCGGGCCAGUGAUGAUGACUCAGAAGUCAAUUAUAGCAUCAAAGCUGGCAAUGCUGAUGAAGCUGUUACCAUCCAUCCCAUCACUGGCUGCAUAUCUGUGCUGAAGCCUGCUUUCUUGGGACAGUCUCGAAAGCUCAGCAUCAGGGCUUCUGAUGGCCUGUAUCAAGACACUGCACUGGUAAAACUUUCUUUGAUCCACGUCCUUGACAAAAGCUUGCGGUUUGACCAGGAUGUCUACAGGGCAACAGUGAAGGAGAACUUGCAGGUCAGAAAGGCACUGUUGAUUCUCGGCGUCCAGGGCAAUCAUUUGAAUGAUACCCUUUUCUACUUCCUCUUGAAUGGCACAGAUAUGUUUCGUGUGGUCAAGUCAGCAGGUGUGUUGCAGACAAGAGGAGUGGCAUUUGAUCGGGAACAGCAGGACAUUCAUGAGCUGGCAGUGGAAGUAAGGGACAAUCGGACUCCUCAGCGGGUGGCUCAGGCUUUGGUGAGAGUCUCUGUUGAGGAUGUCAAUGACAAUCCUCCCAAAUUUAAGCAUCUGCCCUAUUACACAGUCAUCCAAGAUGGCACAGAGCCAGGAGAUGUCCUCUUUCAGGUAUCUGCCACUGAUGAGGAUUUGGGGACAAAUGGGGCUGUCACAUUUGCAUUUGCAGAAGAUUACACAUAUUUCCGAAUUGACCCCUAUCUUGGGGACAUAUCACUCAAGAAACCCUUUGAUUACCAAGCUUUAAACAAGUAUCGCCUCAAAGUUAUUGCUCGGGAUGGAGGAACCCCAUCCCUCCAGACUGAGGAAGAGGUACUUGUCACUGUGAGAAAUAAAUCCAACCCACUGUUUCAGAGUCCUUACUACAAAGUCAGAGUACCUGAAAACAUCACACUCUAUACUCCAAUUCUCCACACCCAGGCCCGGAGUCCAGAGGGACUCCGGCUCAUCUACAACAUUGUAGAGGAAGAGCCCUUGAGGCUGUUCACCACUGACUUUAAGACUGGUGUCCUAACAGUGACAGCUCCUUUGGACUAUGAGUCUCAGACCAAACACGUGUUCACAAUCAGGGCCACAGACACAGCUCUGGGGUCAUUUUCUGAAGCCACAGUGGAAGUUCUGGUGGAGGACAUCAAUGACAACCCUCCCACUUUCUCCCAGUUAGUCUAUACCACUUCGGUCUCAGAAGGCUUGCCUGCACAGACCCCUGUGAUCCAACUGUUGGCUUCUGACCAGGACUCAGGGAAGAACCGCGAUGUCUCCUAUCAGAUUGUGGAGGAUGGCUCCGACAUUUCCAAGUUCUUCCAGAUCAAUGGGAGCACCGGGGAGAUGUCCACAGCUCGAGAGCUGGAUUAUGAGGCCCAACAACACUUUCACGUGAAGGUCAGGGCCAUGGAUAGAGGGGAUCCCCCACUCACUGGGGAAACCCUUGUGGUUGUCAAUGUGUCUGACAUCAAUGACAACCCCCCAGAGUUCAGGCAGCCUCAGUAUGAAGCCAAUGUCAGUGAACUGGCAACCUGUGGACACCUGGUUCUUAAAGUCCAAGCUCUGGAUCCUGACAGCAGGGACACCUCCCGUCUGGAGUACCUCAUUCUUUCUGGCAAUCAGGACCGGCACUUCUCCAUUAACAGAUCAUCGGGAAUAAUUUCUAUGUUCAAUCUUUGCAAAAAGCACCUGGACUCUUCUUACAAUUUGAGGGUAGGUGCUUCUGAUGGGGUCUUCCGAGCAACUGUGCCUGUGUAUAUCAACACAACAAAUGCUAACAAGUACAGCCCAGAGUUUCAGCAGCAUGUUUAUGAGGCAGAAUUAGCAGAGAAUGCAAAGGUAGGAACCAAGGUGAUUGAGUUGCUAGCCAUAGACAAAGACAGUGGUCCCUACGGCACUGUAGAUUAUACCAUCAUCAAUAAACUAGCAAGCGAGAAGUUCUCCAUAGACCCCAGGGGCCAGAUCACCACUCUGCAGAAACUGGAUCGGGAAAAUUCCACAGAAAGAGUCAUUGCUAUUAAGGUCAUGGCUCGAGACGGAGGAGGAAGAGUAGCCUUCUGCACUGUGAAUAUCAUUCUCACAGACGAAAAUGACAACCCCCCACAGUUCAAAGCAUCUGAGUACAUCGUGUCCAUUCAAUCCAAUGUCAGUAAAGACUCCCCGGUUAUCCAGGUGCUGGCCUAUGAUGCAGAUGAAGGCCAGAAUGCAGAUGUCACCUACUCAGUGGACUCAAUGGAGGACCUGGCUGAAGAGAUCAUUGAAGUUAACCCAACCACUGGUGUGGUCAAGGUGAAAGAGAGCCUGGUGGGAUUGGAAAAUCAGGCCUUUGACUUCAAAAUCAAAGCCCAAGAUGGGGGCCCUCCUCACUGGGACUCUCUGGUGCCUGUACGACUUCAGGUGGUUCCUAAAAAAGUAUCCUUGCCCAAAUUUUCUGAACCUCUGUAUACUUUCUCUGCAUCUGAAGACCUUCCAGAGGGGUCUGAGAUUGGGUUUGUUAAAGCAGUGGCAGCCCAAGAUCCAGUUAUCUACAGUCUGGUACAGGGCACCACACCAGAGAGCAACAAGGAUGGUGUCUUCUCCUUGGACCGAAACACAGGAGUCAUAAAGGUGAGGAAGGCCAUGGACCACGAGUCCACCAAAUGGUACCAGAUUGAGGUGAUGGCUCUUUGUUCCCAUGAGGACACUGACGUGGUGUCCUUAGUCUCUGUUAACAUCCAAGUGAAAGAUGUCAAUGACAAUAGGCCUAUAUUUGAGGCUGAUCCAUAUAAGGCAAUUCUCACUGAGAAUAUGCCAGUGGGGACCGCAGUCAUUCAAGUGACUGCCAAUGACCAGGACACUGGGAGAGAUGGCCAGGUGAGCUACAGGCUGUCAGCAGAGCCUGGUAGCAAUGUCCAUGAGCUCUUUGCUAUUGACAGUGUGAGUGGCUGGAUCACCACACUCCAGGAACUUGACUGUGAGACCCGCCAGACCUAUCAUUUAUAUGUAGUGGCCUAUGACCAUGGACAGACCAUCCAGUUAUCUUCUCAGGCCCUGGUUGAGGUCUCCAUUACAGAUGAGAAUGACAAUGCCCCCCAAUUUGCUUCUGAAGACUACAGAGGAUCUGUGGUGGAAAACAGUGAGCCUGGUGAACCUGUCGUCACUCUGAAGACCCUGGAUGCUGACAUCUCUGAGCAGAACAGACAGGUCACCUGCUACAUCACAGAGGGAGACCCCCUGGGCCAGUUUGGCAUCAGCCAAGUUGGGGAUGAGUGGAGGAUUUCCACAAGGAAGACUCUGGACAGAGAGCACACGGCCAAGUACUUGCUCAGAAUCACAGCUUCUGAUGGCAAGUUCCAGGCUUCGGUCCCUGUGGAGAUCUUCGUCCUGGACAUCAAUGAUAACAGCCCGCAGUGCUCACAGCUUCUCUAUACCGGCAAGGUCCGUGAAGACGUAUCUCCAGGACACUUCAUUUUGAAAAUUUCUGCCACAGAUUUGGACACUGACACCAAUGCUCAGAUCACAUAUUCUCUGCAUGGUCCUGGGGCACAUGAAUUCAAGCUGGAUCCUCAUACAGGGGAGCUGACCACACUCACAGCCCUAGACCGCGAAAGGCAGGAUGUGUACAGCCUUGUUGCCAAAGCGACGGAUGGAGGUGGCCGAUUGUGCCAGGCGGAUGUGACCCUGCAUGUGGAUGACGUGAAUGACAAUGCCCCACGGUUCUUCCCCAGCCACUGUGCUGUGGCUGUCUUCGACAACACCACAGUUAAGACCCCCGUGGCCGUGGUAUUUGCUCGGGAUCCUGACCAAGGCACCAAUGCCCAGGUGGUUUAUUCUCUGACGGAUUCAGCCGAAGGCCACUUUUCCAUCGACGCCACCACGGGCGUGAUCAGGCUGGAGAAGCCUCUGCGGGUCAGGCCACAGGCAGUGCUGGAGCUCACAGUCCGUGCCUCUGACCUGGGCACCCCAAUCCCACUCUCCACACUGGGCACUGUCACAGUCUCCGUGGUGGGUCUCGAUGAUUACCUGCCUGUGUUCCUGAACACCGAGCACAGCGUGCAGGUGCCCGAGGACGCCCGGCGUGGCGCGGAGGUGCUGCAGCUGGCCAGCCUCACUCGCCCAGGUGCCGAGAAGACUGGCUACCGCGUGGUCAGCGGGAAUGAGCAGGGGAGGUUCCACCUGGAUGCUCGCACAGGGAUCCUGUAUGUCAACAGAAGCCUGGACUUUGAGACAAGCCCUAAGUACUUCCUGUCCAUUGAGUGCAGCCGGAAAGGCUCUUCCUCCCUCAGUGACAUGACCACCAUCGUGGUCAACAUCACUGAUGUCAACGAACACCGGCCGAGAUUCCCCCAGGAUGUGUAUAGCACGAAGGUCUUCGAGAGUGCCAUCGUGGGUGAUGUCGUCCUCACAGUGUCAGCAACUGAUGAAGAUGGACCCCUAAAUAGUGCCAUUACCUAUAGCCUGGUAGGAGGGAACCAGCUUGGGCACUUUGCCAUUCACCCCAAGAAGGGGGAGCUACAGGUGGCCAAGGCUCUGGAUUGGGAACAGAUCUCUAGCUAUUCCCUGAGGCUCCGAGCCACAGACAGUGGGCAGCCCCCACUGCAUGAGGACACAGACAUUGCUAUCCAAGUGGUUGAUGUCAAUGAUAACCCACCGAGAUUCUUCCAGCUCAACUACAGCACCACUGUCCAGGAGAACUCACCCAUUGGCAGCAAAGUCCUGCAGCUAAUCCUGAGUGACCCAGACUCCCCAGAGAAUGGCCCCCCCUACUCCUUCCGAAUCACCAAGGGCAACAAUGGCUCUGCCUUCCGAGUGACCCCAGAUGGAUGGCUGGUGACCACUACAGGUCUGAACAGGAAGGUCCAGGAAUGGUAUCAGCUUCAUAUCGAGGCGACAGACAGCGGCGUCCCUCCCCUCUCGUCUUCCACAUCUGUCAAAGUCCAUAUCACAGAGCAGAGCCUCUACCCACCCUCCGCCCUCCCAUUGGAGAUCUUCAUCACCAUCGGGGAGGAGGAGUUCCAAGGUGGCAUGGUGGGUAAGAUCCAUGCCACAGACCGAGACCCUCAGGACACACUGACCUACAGCCUGGCAGGAGAGGAGACCCCCGGCAGGCGCUUCUCAGUGGGCACGCCCGAUGGCAAGAUUAUCGCCACCCAGGGACUGCCUCGUGGCCGUUACUCAUUCAACGUCACAGUCAGUGACGGGACCUUCACCACCACCACUGGUGUCCACGUGCACGUGUGGCACGUGGGGCAGGAGGCUCUGCAGCAGGCCGUGUGGAUGGGCUUCCACCAGCUCAGCCCAGAGGAGCUGGUGAGCGACCACUGGCGGAACCUGCAGAGAUUCCUCAGCAACAAGCUGGACAUCAAACGAGCCAACAUCCACUUGGCCAGCCUUCAGCCUGCAGAAGUCAUGGCUGGUGUGGAUGUGCUCCUGGUCUUUGAGGGGCAUUCCGGAACUUUCUACAAGCCCCAGGAGCUGGCAUCCAUCAUCGCUCGCUCAGCCAAGGAGAUGGAGCACUCAGUGGGAAUUCAGAUGAGGUCAGCCAUGCCCGUGGUACCCUGCCAGGGCCCAAGCUGCCAGGGUCAAGUCUGCCAAGAGACAGUGCACCUGGACCCUAAGGUGGGGCCCACAUACAGCACAGCCAGGCUCAGCAUCCUAACCCCCCGGCACCACCUGGAGAGGACCUGCUCCUGCAAUGGUACUGCCACAAGGUUCAGCGGUCAGAGCUACGUGCGGUACAGGCCCCCAAAGGCUCAGAACUGGCACAUUCAUUUCUAUCUGAAAACACAGCAGCCACAGGCCAUUCUCCUGUUCACCAAUGAGACAGCAUUGAUUUCACUGAAGCUCGUCAAUGGAGUGCCCCAGCUGGAAUACCACUGUCCUGGUGGAUUCUAUGGAAACCUUUCCUCCCAGGGCCUCGUGAAUGACCAAGAGUGGCACUCCAUCCUGGUGGAGGAGACGGACACCUCCAUUCGCCUGUUGGUUGAUAGCGCAGGCAAUGCUUCCCUUGAAACACCAGAGAACUGCCGUGGUCUGAGGCCUGGAAGACACCUUUUGCUGGGUGGCCUUGUCCUUUCACAUUCCUCCUCCAACGUCUCCCAGGGCUUCGAAGGAUGCCUGGAUACUGUUGUGGUCAAUGGAGAGGUGCUGGAGCUGCUGGUCCCUGGCAGGAAGGUGGCAGGCACGUUGGAGAGGCAGGCCCUCACCCGGUGCUGCUCCCACAGUGGUGGUUGUCGCCAGAACCCGUGCCUCAAUGGUGGGAAGUGCUCACAGAGCCACGGCACAGGCUACAUCUGCAAGUGUCACCCACCGUUCUCUGGCAAGCAUUGUGAACGAAGGGAGAACUGCACUUCUGCACCCUGCCUGGAAGGUGGAACUUGUGUCUCCUCCCCUGAAGGAGCUUCCUGUAACUGCCCUCACCCAUACACAGGAGAUAGGUGUGAAAUGGAAGCAAGGGGGUGCUCAGAAGGACACUGCCUGGUCACUCCUGAUAUCAAAAGUGGGGACUGGGGGCAGCAGGAGUUACUGAUCAUCGUAGUGGCCAUACUGUUCAUCAUUGUAAGCACUGCCGGGCUUCUCUUCUAUUGCCGCCGUUGUAAGUCUCAUAAGCCUGUGGCCAUGGAGGAUCCAGACCUCUUAGCCAGGAGCAUUGGCGUUGACACCCAAGCCAUGCCUACCAUCGAGCUCAACCCCCUGAGCACCAGCUCCUGCAACGACUUGAACCAACCAGAGCCUAGCAAGACCUCAGUUCCAAAUGAACUCGUCACUUUCGGACCCAGCUCUAAGCAACGGCCAGUGGUCUGCAGUGUGCCUCCCAGACUCCCACCAGCUGCGAUCUCUUCCCACUCUGGCAAUGGGUCCAUCAUCAAGAGAACCUGGUCAGGCGAGAAUAUGGUGUACCCUGGUGGAACCACGGUCUGGCCCCCUACCUACUCCAGGAAGGAACGCUGGGAAUACCCCUCCUCUGAAGCCACCCAGGGCCCUCUGCCGCCCUCAUCUGACUGCCACCCAACCCCAGCCGUGAUGCCAGAGCCCACUGCCCUUUAUGGGGGGUUCCCCUUCCCCCUGGAGCUGGAAAACAAGCGGGCACCCCUGUCUCCACGUUACAGCAACCAGAACCUGGAAGAUCUGAUGCCCUCCCGGCCCCCCAGUCCCCGGGAUUGCCUGCUUGCCCCCCGUCUCAACGAGUACACGGCCAUCAGCUACUACCACUCACAGUUCCGGCAGGGUGGGGGAGGGCCCUGCCCGGCAGAGGGGGGCUACAAGGGGGUGAGUAUGCGCCUCAGCCGGGCUGGGCCCUCUUAUGCCGACUGCGAGAUGGAGGGGGGGCCUCCCUCCAGCCGGGGCCAGCCCCAGGGCCCCGCCAACUAUGAGGGCUCCGACAUGGUGGAGAGCGAUUACGGGAGCUGUGAGGAGGUCAUGUUUUAGCUUCCUAUUCUCAGGGGAAGGCAGGUGGGAGUCAUGUCUCGUAGGGAGUGAGUUGAGUGUGGCUGGGGAAGUAGGAAGGAAGCCCCCAUGCCCAGUCCAGGCUGCCACCCCUUAAAAUGUGCUCUUCUGGUCCCUCAGCUAGUCCCUGAGGGUAGAGGGAAGUGGAAGGGAGAGCUCCAGAAACAGCACUAGGGCCCCAGGAGAGAGGGGACGCAUAGCAGGCACCCUGGAAAAUCAGGGACAGCUGACUCCUGGUAUGGGCAAAAGACGGCCUGUCUCAUUGAUUUGCCAUCUUUCAGUCCCCAGAGAGGUGGGGCCUGAACCACUGGGCCAGCUUUGCCGGGACAAUUUCUUACACCUGCCCACAGCUCCAUUCUGGAAGCAGGCAGGCUUGUGCCUGCCAGGCAACCAUGACACUCACUACAGAGCCAAGGUCCAGGGUUACUGGACCCUGGAGGGCCACGUCAUCCUCCU
This is a messenger RNA of Cynocephalus volans (Philippine flying lemur), 13527 nucleotides long. RefSeq names its product FAT atypical cadherin 2 (gene FAT2). The coding region runs from base 1 to 13053 and encodes 4350 amino acids. Gene Ontology annotation, cellular component: plasma membrane. Gene Ontology annotation, molecular function: calcium ion binding. The transcript has 23 exons. Gene Ontology annotation, biological process: homophilic cell-cell adhesion. NCBI's taxonomy places the organism in Eukaryota, Metazoa, Chordata, Mammalia, Dermoptera, Cynocephalidae. The record is from RefSeq and is a predicted model, not a curated record.